GUCAUAGACAGUGACAUCAGGGGGCGUGGCCGUGGUUGAGGACGUGCACAUAAACCGCAGGCAAAAUAGAUAAUAAAAUUACAUCUCCAUUUUGUCUCCUUCACUUAGUGCAUGGAGAAACUUCAGCUGCUUCUUCUGCUGCUGCUUCUUCUUCAUCUUGGAACUCGGGACGUUUUGCAACUAGACUCACCAUAAAAAGAGGCGUGGCGGAAUUUGAGCCUCGGCCAUGCAGCCGCAGCAGCGUCUUCUCAAAGUGCUGGUCAUCGGCGACCUGGGGGUGGGCAAGACCUCCAUCAUCAAGCGCUACGUGCACCAGGUGUUCUCCCAGCAUUACCGGGCCACCAUCGGCGUGGAUUUUGCUCUCAAAGUGCUCCAGUGGGACCAUGCCACGGUGGUGCGUCUGCAGCUGUGGGACAUUGCCGGACAGGAGAGAUAUGGCAACAUGACCCGUGUUUACUACAAAGAAGCCGUCGGUGCUCUGGUUGUCUUCGACAUGACCCGAAUAUCUACCUUCCAGGCUGUCCUCAAGUGGAAAGGAGACCUGGACUCCAAGGUUGCCCUAAGCAACGGGAGGCCGGUUCCGGCUGUCCUCUUGGCCAACAAAUGUGACCAGCGGUGCCUCGGUUUGUGCCCCAAACUCCCCAAACUGGAGAAUUUCUCCAGGGAUUACGGCUUUGUGGGCUGGUUUGAAACCUCAGCCAAGGACAACACGAACAUCGACGCGGCCAUCUUGUGCCUGGUGAAGAACAUCAUGGCGGUCGAGGAGGAGUGUGCGUCCAAGAGCGAGGCCGACGGCGGCGUCUUGGUGCUGCCGCGCUUGGACUACGGCGCCGGUGACAGGCCGCUAUCGAAAUGCUCCGGAUGUUCUGGACUCAAGGCCCGUGACAAACAUGGUGACUAAAUCUCAAGCAAGAGACUGACGCUACCUUUCAAUGACUAUUUAUUUAUCUUGUUGCUAUGGACGUUUCUCAUCUGGAGUGGGGUCAAGAUUUCAAUAAAGCAGUGCCUUAAAAUAGUGGUGCGCUUCAGACCAUAGCCGCUAGAUGACGCCAAUAAACUUC
Hippocampus comes (tiger tail seahorse) is the source of this 1061-nucleotide messenger RNA. Its product is annotated as ras-related protein Rab-38. Gene Ontology annotation, biological process: phagosome-lysosome fusion; endosome to lysosome transport. Gene Ontology annotation, molecular function: GTPase activity; GTP binding. NCBI's taxonomy places the organism in Eukaryota, Metazoa, Chordata, Actinopteri, Syngnathiformes, Syngnathidae. The coding region runs from base 227 to 901 and encodes 224 amino acids. Gene Ontology annotation, cellular component: trans-Golgi network; late endosome; lysosome. The record is from RefSeq and is a predicted model, not a curated record. The transcript is spliced from 5 exons.